Molecule: messenger RNA, 1320 nt
Organism: Caenorhabditis elegans
Lineage: Eukaryota; Metazoa; Nematoda; Chromadorea; Rhabditida; Rhabditidae
Gene: eelo-1
Product: Early ELOngation arrest
Exons: 5
Coding region: 8-901 (297 amino acids)
Biological process (GO): regulation of DNA-templated transcription
Source: RefSeq, marked reviewed
UCAAAAAAUGAACAAUUUAGUGGAUUACGAAGGAGAAAGUGAUGAUGAAUCGCCGCGAAGAAGGUCAUCAGAAGGCCAAAGCACAGCGCAGAAAUUCAAAGAAGAAUUCGAAAAAGAGAGAAAACGACGAGCUUCCGACGUUUAUGGAGACGAAGAGGAUUCGCCGAAGGAUUUCGCCGAGCCACCGGCUCCAAAACGACUUGAUGAUCAUUCUCCAUCGCCAGCAGCGUUCAGAACUCCAGUUAUUGGAAUGCCACAUGCCGCCUCCACAACUUCAUUGGUUUCAUAUUCCGGAGACGGAGAUGACGACGAUGAAGAUUCCUCCGAACCGCCUAAAAUCUCCGGAGCCACGCCAAUUUCAGAGAUCAGAGAACCGGCUCCACCGCCACGACAGAGCCGUGACGUUGAAAGUGACGAAGAGCAAGAGCUCAUUGAUCGAGCAAUUAAAGAGGGAAAUGAGGCGAUAUUACGAAUGAAUAUCGAUGAAAUUUCACCUUCAGAUACGCCUGGACGGGAUUCAGUUGUGGAUUCACCGUUUUCGGCGGAAAAUUUCGAUAAAACUCCAACUCACCAAGGAGCCGCCGAGAGCACCAGAGAGCAGCAGCUCAAAAUCCCGCCACCACCGGAGAUCGAAGUGAAUCCAGCGAUUGCAACACGAUUUGAGCAUGCUUUUCGUCAAAAAGCCCUCGGAACCGAUCUAAAUCAACAAAUUCAAGGCAAUCAGCAGUACAAUAAUCCGAUGAGCUACACAACAUUCAUCGAUGCGUUCGAAAUUGACGAAAAAGGCACGAAUUUCGCGAAAAAUAUCUUCGAUCCGCACGUUUUUCCCGAUAAUUGCUUUUAUGAUGCGAUCGCCGACGAGCAGAAGAAGAUUCAGGAACAAUCGGCAAAGAAAAAGUGAAAAAAUCGAUAAUUUUCUCGCAUUUUUUAUUGUUGAAAUUGUGAAAUUUUGAAAUUUUCCAAAAAUGAAUGUCAGAUUCGUAUUCUCCACGUCAUCAGCUUUCAAAUGACCCACUACAUGCCUGGGUUCCGGCGAUUUUGAAUUUUCGCCGUUUUGACACAGCUGAAAUCGGUGCUACAGUAACCCGCGUGGCGAGACCCGAAAUUUUCAAAAUCGACGAAACCCGGGCAUGUUGGGGGUCAUUUGAAAGCUGAUGACUCGGAGAAUUCGAAUUCGGCGUUCGUUUUUUGAAAUUUUUGAAAUUGGAAUUUUAAAUUAUUUUUCUUUGAAAUUUUCCCCAUUUUUUUAGAAUUAUUUUUUUAAAAUUUGUUUAUACCAAUCUCGUAAAAUCUUUUGAAAAUAAUAGUCAUUCCUCUGCG